AUGGAAGACCUCAUGAAAGCAUUGUCAGAACCAACAGCGACUGGAAUGAAUGGGGAACCCGCCAAUCUGGACUUGGGUAGUAAUCGAACACCAGAGCUGCUCAGUGGUGAACGAACAGUCACACCGCAGAUGGUUCACAUUGGUGAAGGUACAGUCACACCCCGGAUGCUUCACGUUGGUGUUGGUGAUGAAGGAGGUGGUCUCGAAGACGUGGAUGAGAACGGUGGUAUAAAAGCUGACGACAGAUGGUCGUCAGCGCCAGCGCCAGCGUCAGUCGGAUACUGCCCGGAGUAUGUGGGCCCCGGAGAUGAGGAAGGCCCACAGACAAGUGAUGGUGAAAGCGCGGUGUUGUUUUUGGGCACGCUGCAUCGCAGGUAUAUGAGAGUUGAAACGGUAAUGUGGAACUAUUUUACAUCGACAACGGGGGUGUUGUGGAUCCGGUGGGAUGUCAAAGUAGAACUGCGCAAAUUUCAAGAUUUGGAGGCAGAGAUGGAGAAGAUGAAGGAUUGCGUUGGGGGAAUGUACGAGAGGCAUGUUGUGUUGUUGAUAAUGUUCACAGAUGCACCCGGCAAGAUGGGGAGGUUUGAGGGGACUGCGAAUGUUUAUCAUUCGGGAGGGGGCCCCGAGAGACUCAUGGCAGAGGAAUACAACGACGAAGUGAGGGGAAACAUGAUAUUUGGAAUGAAAGUGAGAAGCGGAGGUGGAAUAGGUGUGGAUCCUAAUGUCACGAGGAGAGCAGAUCUGUUGGAAUCGGCACUGGGUGAGAGGUAUCAGAGCGUGCGGACGGUAAAACAAUGA
This is a messenger RNA of Lentinula edodes (shiitake mushroom), 798 nucleotides long. RefSeq lists its product as uncharacterized. Bases 1 to 798 code for a protein of 265 amino acids. The record is from RefSeq and is a predicted model, not a curated record. Lineage: Eukaryota; Fungi; Basidiomycota; Agaricomycetes; Agaricales; Omphalotaceae. The transcript has 4 exons.